Messenger RNA from Klebsormidium nitens, 1947 nucleotides. The record is from the annotation of a GenBank genome assembly. NCBI's taxonomy places the organism in Eukaryota, Viridiplantae, Streptophyta, Klebsormidiophyceae, Klebsormidiales, Klebsormidiaceae.
GUAUCCUUCAAAGUGAAAGCAAGGCUGCAUGUUUUGCGCAAGGAGAAGACAAAGAAAGGAGGGCCCAAAUUGAUCCUUGCACUAAUUUUUGAAAGUUCUUCGUGGUGCUCAGCUUGCUAGCGGCCCUUUCUAUUGCGCUGAAGGCAUCAGGCAGUGGCAGCUGGUUGCCUGGUUUUACGUCGGCGGCCAGAACUGAGGGCCCGCUAGCGCAGUUGAGACACAAUGGCAGCCACCAGCAUUGCGAUGAGGGCGCAGCUCCUACAUGCGCCUCUGCAAACGCACGCACUUUCAAGGUGCUCCCGGCACAGCGUGUUGCCAAACCAUGCGGGUUUGCGCGCGUUGCCGCUCAAGCGUCAGCCUCAGCACUCCUCACAAACCUCAUUGUCAAGGACGGUCCUUGUCAAGGCUUCCCUUGAGAACCAGCCCCCUGCUGAGCCUCUAGUAGGGCUUCCUCAGCUGCCGAUUCUGAAGAAGGCCCAGUCUGUUGUCACCCAGGCCCUAUUUUCUGGGAAUAGAGAGUCAACUGCACUCACAUCGCGGGGUGCCCUGGAGUACGCACGGAGGUUGCAGGAGGAUGGCAGCAAGCGAGUGUUGGGAUACUGGCUGGCGUUCGGGGCCCUUGUCACCGGGGGUGCUCUUGCAUUCGAGUUGGUCAUCCGGCAAGCAGAUGUGCUUCCCCCAGGUCUUGGAGGCCUCGGGUUUGCCGCGUUGGUUGCUGUCCCCGCCGGUUUCAGCUACCUUCAGCUACAGUUUAGCAAGAACCAGCAAGGUGGAGUUGGAGCCAGCGUUGCGCAGAGAAUGGGUGCUCGAAGAGUCACUGAGCGGGAGUACCCCACCUUGGUCAAGGCAGUCAGGGACGUUGCUGAGAUCGCCGAGAUUGCUAUGCCAGCGGUUUACGUCAUCCCGACCGACGAGAUGAACGCCUUUGCGGCGGGCUUCGACCCUAAGAAGGACGCGGUGGUUGCCGCGACUGAGGGCAUUAUCAAGCGGUUGGAGCCCGAUGAACUGAAGGCGGUGAUUGGGCACGAGAUCGGGCAUAUCGUGCACGGCGACAUGGUCAGCGGCACCCACCUGGGCACGCUCCUCUCCGGCUUCUACGCUGUGUACCAGAUCGGCAUGCGGUUGGUGGAGAACGAACGCCAGGAGGCCCGGCGGGCCGCCUACUACCAGCGCUACUCGGGCCAGAAGGCGCAGCCGCAGCAGACGCAGCGCGGGCGCCAGCUGCAGGCGGUCGCCAUUCCCCUGCUGGCGGUCGGCUUCGUGACGUACGCGCUGGGCAACCUGCUCCAGCUGUCCGCGUCUCGGACGCGCGAGUUUGCCGCGGACGCGCACGGGACGGCCAUUGCGGGGGCGUCCAACAUGAAGGGCGCGCUCGAGAAGCUGGAAAGGUUCAAGGACGACGUUCAGAAGCAGCCGGUCUUCCGUCCGUACCGCACGAACCGCAACUUCCAGCACCUGUUCUUCCACGUGGAGGCCGGGGCGGAUGCCCCCGCCCUAGGGCCCGGCAACAUUCUGAAGGGCUUGGCUGCGUUCCUGUCCACUCACCCGCCGCUGGAGAAGAGGCUCGCCAACAUCGACAAAGUCGCUGCGGAGAUCACGGAUCUUGAGAGGAGGUUGAACUGAGUUUACCACUGUUGGAUAGAGAACUGAGUUGACCACCCUUGAAUGAGGAUAAGGAGAUGUGGGUUCGGCAAAAAGUGCCGUUACCAUGCGGUUGAGUUGUGAUUGGAGUUGCACACCGCUCAGACGACCUGUACAGACUUGGAGCUUGCGGCUAGUUAUACAUACAUUUUGCCUAGAUAGGACAUUUUCAGAUAGUCACGAGCUUUCGCACGCGCUGGAUGCAAAAUUUUGUACCAUUCCUGCCACCUCUUGCGAUUCGCAUAUCUCGAUCUGUAAUGUGACACAUUCUGUCCAAUUUGAUGCUGAAGUCUUGAAAACAUGCGA